AUGGAAUCGGGAGCUUUGCAGGAGCUUUUACAUUGCCUGCAUAUUAAACACCCCGACAGGACCAAAGCGAUUGAAACGACAAAAUCAGUGUUCGUCGCUUCGAAACAAUGCUCGACAACUCUUCUGAAGGAAGAUCUAGCGAGGCGCAUUCCGCAAAGAAACUACGCCGUCUUCGAAAAUAUGUGGAGUCGUGUGCAGCCGAAACUGACUCGGCACGCGGCCGUCCUUGAGUUCCUGAAAGACAUGGCCAGCGCGAAGGAAGACGAAGACUCAGCCUUCCGUUCUGUCAUGUCGAUGGACAAGUCAGCGUUUAGCCGAAAUGAGCGGAACAAAGAGAACCUCUCGCAAAACAGUGUAACGGUUACUUCUAUCUCGUCGAGUAGAUCGCGGCCGAUCUAUCAAUCGACGCCAAGAGAUACAACGCAGGCUUCGUUGUUGACUUCAAAAAGAAAUACUCUAUCAAGUACACCUGCGAAAGCAACAUGCUCUGGCGACUACUUGAACGUCUCUCAAGCGGAUCUCAUUCGAGACACUCUUUUUGCGAUGGAAGACAUCCCCGGCACUUUCAUUUGCUACGACGACAACGUCAAUUCACUUUACAGAUACCGACUCAAGGAGAAGUACAGAGUAGACAGUCGCGAUCGAUCAGAUGUGGAGUCGCUGGGCGCGUUGGGAUUUUACGUUCGCGAAAUCAGCGCCUUUAUCGCGCAGCACGAGAAGCAGGAAGGCUUUGGGAUGAUUGGAAGCGCGCUGGUGCGCAGCUUGUCAGCGGAAUUGGACGAGUAUCGCUACGCCCUUUCGAAUUUCAGAAUCCUGCCGGAGCUCACUUUGAUCUAUCUAAAGAGCGCCACGGAGAAAUGGAGAACUAGACUAGAGAAUUUAUACCUAUUGGUCUUCAAUGUGCAAAACAAGCGCGGGGGUGAGAUAUUGUCCGUGCUGCACGCCCUGGUCGCCCAUGGACACCCGAUGAUCCGGCAAAUGUUCACAAACGUCUUCGAAGCCUGUUCAAAACCAUACAUGGUGCAGCUCAACAUGUGGAUGUACAACGGCGUCCUGCACGACCCUUACAACGAGUUUCUCAUUGCAGCUGAUCUCCAGCAGCCGAUCGAGUAUUUCUGGACUUUCCGAUAUCACCUCGAGGAGAAGUUCCUUCCGUCUUUCAUCACGAAAACUCAAGCCGAAAAAAUACUUUUGAUCGGGAAGUCGAUUAAUUUUCUGAGAGAGGUAUGCAAACAGUCAGAGUUCCAGCCAUUCCAAGAGAAAGCUUCUGAUCCAAAUCUGAACAUUGUUGAGCAAAUUGAAGGCAAGAUAAAAAAUACAUACGAGUCCACUUCUAUUCGUCUAUUGUCGGUUUUGAACGAAGUCUACAACUUACCGCUUCACUUCCAAGCGAUGCGAAACUACAUGCUCCUAGGCCAGGGCGACUUUGUUCUACACUUGCUCGAGAGUUUGCAGCAAGAGCUUGGAAAACCAGCAGACGAGCUCUUCCGGCGCAACCUCGCCGAACACGUCGAGACAGCUAUCAGCUUGACGAACGCGCAGUACGAUCAUCCGGACGUGUUGAAGGCGAUCGACGUUCGACUCCACGGAAUGAACCCCGGAGACGUCGGAUGGGACAUCUUCUCGCUCAACUACAACGUCGAGGGGCCGCUAAAGACGAUAUUCCCGACAGAAGUGAUGAAAAAAUACAUCAGAGUUUUCAAUUUCAUUCUCCGAUCGAAGCGAAUGGAAUUCAAUCUUAACCAAAACUGGGGCAUGAUGAUGUCGCUGAAGCAACACUCGCGGGAAAUAAGCGAAGUGAGAGAAGUGUUCUUCAUCAGCAACAUUCUGCAAUUCGAAAUGAUCCACUUCAUCGGCCAGCUGCAGUACUACAUUCACUUCGAAAUCAUCGAAACAUCCUGGGGAGUCUUCGCCGAAAAGGUCGAGAAAGCAAAGGACCUGGACGAAGUGAUCAUCGCGCACAAUGCCUUCCUCAACGAGCUGGAACAGGGCUGUCUGCUCGCGGACUCUCUCUGGGACAAGAUAAAAUCACUCAGGUCGAUUUUCGACCAGAUUGUGCGCUUCGAAAACAUCCAGAAGAAAAUCUUCGAGGCCGUCCAGCAAGAGUCAGAAUUGCGAACAGCUUUUGCCUCCAUUGCCAAAUCAAGUGCCUUUUCCGAGGAUGAUGAGCUGCUAGAGAAGGAACGCAGAAACACCUUCAAGAACGAAAUGUUCAAACACAAGUGUUCGGUGACCACCUGCCGGACGACUUACCAGAAGAUGGUCGGUGACUUCCUCGAGUCGCUCAAGGACGACAAAGUCCAGAUCCUGAGCUGUCUGGCCUGGCGACUCGACUACAACAGUUUCUACGAGAACUCGCAAGUCUGA
Oikopleura dioica is the source of this 2367-nucleotide messenger RNA. Lineage: Eukaryota; Metazoa; Chordata; Appendicularia; Copelata; Oikopleuridae. The record is from the annotation of a GenBank genome assembly.